AUAGUUCACGGUGAUAAAAUUUACUGAAAAAAUGCAGUUUUUAUGAAUGUUCUUGUUUCGGAACACAAUAGCCGCGGUAAGGAGUGGAUAUGUGAAUAUAUUCAAGUCACGGGCUCAGUAGCUCAACGUGCGCGGCCUUGAGUGCACGACGUGCAGACUGUAGGGCUUAUCUUGGUGCGGCACCAGCGGCACGCUUCACUUGAUCAGUGACCGCCGCCGCGGCCGCAGCACCGAGCGCCGACCCGCGACCCGCCACACGCCGCACGGCGCACGCUCGUCUUGUUUACAUACGAUAUGCCGGCACGCUGAGCGCUUGACCGACUCGUGGGAUUCCCAAUUUUUCGAAAACGCUCUUUUACCUGGAACAGUCAGUGUUGAAGCAGUGAAAAUGUGGAUCAGUGUAUAUUUGGUUGUGAUAAUACUUUUAUUAAUCCUCUUACUGGCAGUUUUUCAUUACACUAGCAAAGGAAGAAAAUAUUGGCUCCGCAGAAAUGUGCCGUACAGAGAACCUUGUCCAAUAUUUGGAAAUUUUGGAGCGACGUUUACAAUGAGACGAAGUUAUACAAAAAUGUUGCAAUAUUUUUACGAUAAAUAUCGGCAUGAGAGAUACGUAGGCAUUUUCCAAGCUCGAAGGCCAACAUUGAUGUUGAUUGACUUGGACACGGUGAAAAAUGUUCUUUCAAAAGAGUUCGCGAACUUCAGUGAUCGGGUGUCGGUGUCGACGGACACGCAGCGGGAGCCACUGCUACGAAACUUGGCUAACAUGAGCGGGGCAGAGUGGAAGGCGAUGCGACAAAUAGUUACACCAACUUUUUCAUCUGCUAAAAUGAAAGCUAUGUUUCCUCUUAUAGCAGAUUGUGCUAAUACGCUUAAAAAUAUUCUUCAUGAGGAAUCACUGGAUGAACUCGAUGUCCCUAGUAUAAUGACUAGAUUCACGACCGACGUGAUCGGCAGCUGUGCUUUUGGUGUUGAUCCCGGUUCUCUAAAAGAUGUUGAC
Messenger RNA from Manduca sexta (tobacco hornworm), 997 nucleotides. RefSeq names its product cytochrome P450 6a2-like. The transcript has a single exon. The annotation marks the transcript as partial. The record is from RefSeq and is a predicted model, not a curated record. Lineage: Eukaryota; Metazoa; Arthropoda; Insecta; Lepidoptera; Sphingidae. Gene Ontology annotation, molecular function: monooxygenase activity; heme binding; iron ion binding.